GACCUCAUUUAAGGGCUGACUGCCACUGGGGAAGGAUUUCUUUCUGGAGAUCCCGCUUGAUGGAGCUUUCUGAUGUGAACCUGAAAUCUUCUGAUAUGGAUUGAAGACAUCAUUACGAGAAUGCAGGAUGACAAAACUGGUGGAGUCCCCAUCCGAACUGUCAAGAGCUUUCUGUCUAAAAUCCCCAGUGUCGUCACCGGUGCUGAUAUUGUGCAGUGGCUUAUGAAGAAUCUCAGCAUUGAGGAUCAAGGGGAAGCAAUACACUUGGGAAGUCUUAUCGCUGCACAGGGUUAUGUGUUUCCAAUCUCAGACCAUGUCCUUACCCUGAAAGAUGAUGGGACAUUCUAUCGUUUUCAGGCACCAUACUUUUGGCCUUCAAACUGCUGGGAGCCAGAAAACACAGAUUAUGCCAUCUAUCUUUGCAAACGGACCAUGCAGAACAAAGCUAGGCUGGAGCUGGCCGAUUAUGAAGCCGAAAACUUAGCAAGACUUCAGAGAGCAUUUGCAAGGAAGUGGGAAUUCAUCUUCAUGCAAGCUGAGGCCCAAGUGAAAAUUGACAGGAAAAAGGACAAAACAGAAAGGAAAAUUUUGGACAGCCAGGAAAGAGCAUUCUGGGACGUGCACAGGCCAGUGCCGGGCUGUGUGAACACCACAGAAAUGGACAUUAGAAAGUGUCGUCGUAUGAAAAACCCACAGAAGGUGAAAAAGUCAGUGUAUGGGGUUACAGAGGAAUCUCAGCCCCAAAGCCCUGUACAUGUGCCCUCCCAACCCAUACGCAAAACUACAAAAGAGGAUUUCCGGAAACAAAUAACUUUUCUGAACCUGCAGAUAGACAGGCAUUGUUUAAAGAUGUCCAAAGUUGCAGAAAGUUUAAUAGCGUACACAGAGCAGUAUGUGGAAUAUGACCCUUUUAUCACUCCUGCUGAGCCUUCUAAUCCCUGGAUAAGUGAUGAUGCAGCUUUGUGGGACAUUGAAAUGAGCAAAGAACCUAGUCAGCAGCGUGUGAAAAGAUGGGGCUUCUCCAUGGAUGAGGUGCUGAAGGACCCAGUAGGACGAGACCAGUUCCUUCGUUUCCUGGAAUCAGAAUUCAGCUCAGAAAACCUCAGAUUUUGGUUGGCUGUCCAAGAUCUCAAAAAACAACCUCUACAGGACGUGACCACCAGAGUGGAGGAAAUCUGGCAAGAGUUUCUAGCUCCUGGGGCCCAGAGUGCUAUCAACCUGGAUUCCCACAGCUACGAGAAAACAAGCCAAAAUGUCAAAGACCCAGGGAGAUACACAUAUGAAGACGCACAGGAGCACAUUUACAAGCUGAUGAAGAGUGACAGCUAUGCGCGCUUCCUCCGUUCAAAUGCUUACCAGGACUUAUUGCUGGCAAAGAAGAAGGUAUCUGUUGGAAAGGACAUGCUUGCAUCUAUUUGCACCUCUUGAUUCUCGCCUGCUGCUUGCUGCUAGUGUGAAAAUGAAAAUAUUGUUUCCUUUUUUAAAAAAUUUUAUUUAAUGAGAACUUUUGUUUUCUUCACCAGGGGCACAGAGUAUGGCAUCCGUAUGCACAACCUCAACACAUGUUUUUGGGAAAGCGGGAUGGCCCAAGACAAAAAAAAAAAAAAAAAUCCAGAAAUUUGCUUGUCUUGCCCAACAGCCUCUCAAAUGCAGUGCAGGCAAUUAAAACUGCAUUGCCUUUUCCUUUGACAAAGAUGAGAAUGCAGAUGAGAAGCAGAACUCAUCAAUCUAUUAAUUGGUCUUGCAAAUUUCACCCAUUCUGGUUUUCGCCUCCUCGGCCUCACCAGGUGAUCUUCCCUUUGGAUGCCUUACCUCUAGACUGCCCUGUAGUGAUUUCCAUUCUCAUUUUCCCUUGCUCUUGCCAUAAGAAAGAUGGUUCUUUUUCCUUGGAGACAGGAAAUAAUUGCAACCUAUGCAGCAAUUAAGGGUUUCAGCCACAUUUUUUACAGGUCAACUGAUUUUGAGCUCUUUAGCAUUGCUGGCACCCACGUGUGCUUUGCCAGCACGGCAUUUCUGCCAGGAACCCCCAGUUCAAGGUAAUGAAGGAGUGGUUACCUGGUGUUGUGGCAGAUCCUGCUCAAAUGUCCAUCCUUUCCAAGAGGCUGGGAGGUAAUCUACAGCUCUCUGCACUAGUAGCUGUGUUCACGUGCUUCCUGCACCUUGUGACUCCUGUAAGUCUGUGUGUUCAUGUGCAUGCAUAUUAACAUUUGUAUGUCUCUCUUCUUUUUGACUUCCAGGACCACUCAUAAACUGGCUCCUACAGCCUGAGCGUGGGUUUUCUCAUCACCAUCUUCCCUGUUGUUUUUCUGCUGCAUUCUCUGUGUGCUGCCAAAUUAUGUUGCACUGGCACAAUACCAUGAAAUCCCAGUGGUAUUUUUGUCCUGAUUGUCACUGUGUAUUCUGAAAGCAUGCGCAGUGUGACAGAAGGAGACAAACCCCUCUGUCCGCUAUGCCUGGGACUGCAGGCAGGUGGAUUGGGGCCGAUAAUGGAGGGCAGCAGUCAGCCCUUUGUUUCAGAAUGUCUGAUUUGAGACAGCACUGUGCAGCGCUGCUUAUAUUUGAAAAGGUUAGGUCUUCUUAGAGUUCAGAGGCGGUAGGGAAAGAAGGAAGUGCAAUGCAAAGUCCUCUGAUAGUAUAAAGCAUAAAAACCUUUGCCAUCCUCUUCUCUAUCAGCUUUUGGCAUGCCGUCCCCAUCCUCCCUCCGCUGAACACAUGAGGGUUCAUCUGCUUCAAAGCAGAAGGGUUUUCUCCUCCCAGCUGAGCCCAUUCAAACCAGAGGCUUUUUUCUGCAGUCCUUGUUUGCUGUCAGAUCAAGGCCUGGAUGUGUCAGCAUGACAUCCUCAUCCCCCCGCAAACUGCCGGAGGAACAGGCCUUGGUGUCAUGUUAACACAGCCGUGAAAGUAAGAAUCAAGUUUCUGUUAGAAAGAGCUGUGGGUGCACAAGUAAACAUAGUGAGGUGCAAAAAAAGGCAGUAGUAUGUAGUUCUGUGUAGAUGCAUUGCUCACCUGCUUCACACUAUGCAAGGGGGGAAUUGAUGUUACUCCAGAAUCUGCCAAGCUCUUAGCAAUCAUGUCGCAUUGUGUUGAGUGAGUGAACAUUUCCAAGGCAGCAUAGGUACACAAAUGCUGACAGAAAGAACAUGAAGUUUCUGUGCAUUGAGCUGCACGGUAAGAUCAUCAAUGCCUUUGGUGCAGGUUUGAGGGGCAUCCAUUUAGAAUUCCUGUAAAUAUCAGAAGGAAGGAAACACAGAGGGCUGUCAAAGCCUGCAUGGGUGGAGGAUUUGGUUUAGAGCCUGCACACAAAGUCCUGGCUUCACUGAUGUGAGCAGAAAUUCACUGCAGUUGUUUAAGGCUUGAUGAGGUAUGUCUGUCUGGAGCAUGGAUAUGUCUUAUCCACCAGACAGUGUCCUAAUGCUGCCUCUAUGCAAUAUGAAUAUUACUUACAAUACAGAAAAUACAUUUUUUUGAAAAAACAGCACUGUGGACUUGGACAGAGAUAGUUGUAUGCACAGAGUACACGAAUGCCUAUGGCUUAUAUUCACGCAUGAAUAUUUCACGGGUGUGUUUAUGUUUUAUGGCAUUUUCAGCCCUGCAGCACUGGGCCGUGGUAAGCUGAGAUGGCAGGACAAGGGAAAAGGCUGCUGUGUGGCUAAAGCACAGGACUCGGAACCACAAAAUCCAUGUGUAUACUUUGGUUCUCCCCAUUUACAUUCUUGUGUGGUCUUGGGAGGAAAAGAAAGUUCAGCUUUACUCUGCUUCAUAUUCUAUUCUAGAAUAAGAGCUACCUGCUCAGUGAAGACAUCUCAAGGCUUCCUUAGUGCCUCAAAAGAUGCUUGGCAUUGUUGGGAUGCUGGGAUUUGGAGUUUGGAAAACACUAUAAGUUCCACAUUGUACAAUAACCACACAUGUGUGAGCUUCCACUCCCUGCUCCGAGAGUGCAGUAAUGAAAGGGAGAGAGAUAAGAGAAGUUCCAGGUCAGGACUGAGAUACAAGGACAGAAUUAUGAGGAGGUCUGGGGAGGAUAAAAGGGAUGCACUGUUUGCACAACUGAUGUACGGUAGUGGAGGACAUAGGCUGCAUACAGACCAAGCAUACAUUGUUUGUUAUUUUGUUUUGGAUUUUUUUCCCCUCUGUUCUUCACAUUGUCAUUAUUAAAAGCACAAUACUAUUGGCCUCCGUCCUGCAGAUUCAUGGCACUCAGCAGGGAGCAGGAGGUCAGCCUCUGGCAUGGGUUUGACUGGAAGUAGCACAGUGGGGAGGAGGAAGGGCUGAGGGCCUGGCCUGGCCCCCAUUCACCAUCUGCAUGCUGGCUUCCUAGUGAGCAAAGCAGAGAGCAUGGGGCUGAUUGCGAGGCCUCACAAUCUUGAAGGUCUUUUCCAACUUGGUUGAUUCUGUGAAAGGAGCAGGAAAGACCUCAAGGUGCUUUCCAUUACUGUGCAUGAAAAGAAGGCGAAGCAGUGAUACUGGUGGGCAUCUCCACCUGACUGCCAGCUUGAUCAGUGGCUGAACUGCUACAGCUCCCGUGUUCUUGUCUGGCAUGUGGUGGCUUCCCACAGGCACAGGAGUGUCCCACAGGGGCUGCAGAGCUGCAGGAAUGAGCUUCAUCACACUACAGCAGGCACAGACUGGUGUUUGCAGGGUUUUGUGCAGGACUGCCCUCAUCAGCUGGCACUGAAAGGUGAGCUCCCUGUGUUCAGAACAAAAAGAUGCAAAGUACUUUUUCAGCUGUUUGGUAGGGUUGUCCAUGGCCCUUGCUUUUUCCCAUUGGACAGGUAUAAAUGGCUGCCUGAGAAGCUGGGGACAUGUUUCUAGCCUUUUCCUGAACUGGUGUCAGGGAAGUGAUUACCCUUCAUUUUCGUGCAGCAGCAUCCCUCUGCAACACAUGGUUUUCUCCUUCAGUAGCCAACAAAAUGAAUCCUGGGAGGGAAGGAAGGAAUUUUGCAGACCUGCAGUUCAGAGGACUGAGCUUUUGAAUGCAUUUUCUAAUUCCUUUUCAAGUCCCUGGCAAAAAUGUCAGCAAGGUGGUGGCUGGGAGCUUCAUGCCAGGAAGGGCAGACUGCCUUUACAGCAUACGCUUUUUGAAGCAUUGCUUUUAUCUAGAGCCUCUGUCCCAGUUCUCUGUAUUGCCUCCCACUGCAGAUGCCAUCUUUGCUUGGUCCCAUCAGGGUGCAUAUGACCAGUGUGAUUCAGUGGCAGGACUGGUUUGAAUGCUAUAAAGAUGCUGAGCAAUUUUUUCCUAAUUACUUUUAAUAAUUAGUGUCAGCUGGUUUUCAUAAGAUUUUCUACUUACACAAUUCUAUGCCAGCAGAAUCCACACAAAGAAACUUAAAAUCAGGAUGGUUAGAUAAAUAAUCAUGGGAAAAGAAAAACUCAGAGGAAAUUGUGAAUAAUUAGUGAAUGGUUAAUUGACAAGAUCUGUUUUUCAGCACCUACCUGGCCUGACGUGUUCAUCUACAGCAGGGGUGGUGGUUUCAUGCUUUAUCCAAAUACUCAUGUCCUUUGUUGUUAGCUGCUGUGUUUACAGGCAAGGAUGGCCCCCUUCCUUUCUGCACCUACAAGGACUGCCUGACCUGGCUUGUGCAUGUGGCACUUUGCAGUAGCAGUGUGUGUUUGUGCAAAUGCCAUUGUGCUGCACCUCUGGAAUCCACAAUCUCAUCCAACACUUCCUGGGCUGGACCCAAGAUGUGUUCACAGCGCAAAGAAAUGCCUGUCUCUUUUCUUAAUUUUUUUUUUUUCAUUAUUUUUUGUUUAUCAUUUCUUUCCUGUGCUGGUGGGAUGAAGGCAGGGGAAGCUGGGGAGCCAUGCACCAGCACCCUUGCUCACUGCCAGGAAAUCUACUCGUGCCAGCUCAUCGCUCUGCAGCCAGCCAGCCUCAGCUGCUUUUUAUUUUAUUAGAGAAUGUCACACUUUGACUCAGAGCUGAAUGCUAUGGGAAUGAUUGUUCCAUUCAGCUGGUCCCAGCCUCCUGUCCCCAUGCCAAGACACGGCGUUGCUGCAGCCUGUGCUUGCAAGGCGUUUCUAUGGGGCACAUCUGUGCUUUGGGGUGACCUGUGCCUGCUUCCCCACAGUGUCCUCAGCUGUGGUAGGAAAAUGGCCUCACAUGCGAUGACCUGUGCUAGAUGAGCUCUUCGCACACAGUGGGGUGCUCAGCAUUCUUGGAGACCACCACCCUGCAUUUGUGCAAGGCUGGAAGCUGCUUCACCGUGCUUGAAGCAAGAAAAAAGACACUGCAUUUUGGCAGUAGGUACAGGGAGACUGUGCAGACCAGCUUCAUCAGCUUGAUCCCCUUUGUCGCCAGUGCACUCCAAUGCUUCAGCUUAAAUGGGCCAGUUUUUCAGCCUGCAGCAAUGUGAUGCUGCAGACUCUCAGCACCUUGCUCCACGGAGCCUAGCAGAGCACUGUCUUUUGUCAAGGUGUUUAUUUUCCUGGGUGAAAUUGUGCAUUUGUCCUCGUGGCAGCCAGGGUAUGUCCUUGCCUCCCCACCAGUCACAGAGCCUGUCUUGUGUGCCUUGGCUCUGUUCUCAGCACUGGCUGAGGUGAUAUCUGUCACAGAGGAUGAGAACUGAUGUCCCUGUUCCCACAGUACCAGGGCCACAACAUGGAGCAGCCCAAAUGUGCUGCAUCUACAGGAAAAGCUGAGCGUGAUCACAGUAAGAGCAUUGCUGAAAAUGUGUUUCCUGCUGGCAUUUCUUCUAGCUCUCUGUCAGAGGUCUCUGUGGGAGCUCUUCCCAGGGGACCCCCUCACCCUAUUUUGUUGUUCUUAUUGUUGUUCCCUUCCCACCCAUCCCCUGCUUUGGGGCUCACAGGCAAGGUGCAAUGAGCUGCCACUCUCCAAUAUUUUAAUACAUCAUCUGAUGAGGAGCUCCAGUGCCAUGCUUAUUUCCAAUGCAGUAUCAUGCACCUUCUUUACUGUGGCUUUCCCUUAAAAAUAGCUUCUUAUCCCCUUCACUGCCAUUUUACUUCCAUCUCAUUAUCUCCAUUUCACCGACUCACCAUACUGAAAUAGUUUUCUCUCCUGGAAAUCACCAAUGCUCACAGUUUUCUGACUGCAGUGAGCUUUGCUUCAUAUUAUUGAGUUUUUUCUCAGUUCCAUAACAAUUUUUAUCUACUAGAUAUGCCAACAUACAUGACAAUAAAUUAUUUAGUUCCUUUUUAAUGACAAUUAGAUCUCCUUGUUGUCGAAUGAAUGAAACGUGAUGGUGAGCAGACUUCUCAUGGAUAUAUUAAUAGAGCCAUGAUAUGUACACUUGUCUUCUUGCAGUGAAGUUGAAUGUCUUCUUGCAUAUCAAUAGUCCUGGACACAGAUAGAAAAAUAUCAGUGCCCCAAAUUGGCUUGUGUCUUUCCAUGGCCUUGCACUGACAUGUACGCUGUCUCAUGUUUUGAUGUAGCCAACCGUACUGGAAAUCUGCUUGUAUCCUCUGGAUAAGUAGAGGAGUACAUAGUUCCCUGGCAAUGAGUUCGAUAGGAUUUUCCUUCCAGCACUGUAUUCACUCACACACUGUUUUUUAAUGUUGUAAAAGUUGCUGUGUUUUUUCAUCUCUUGAAGUAAGUAGACGGCAGUCUCCAAUCAGCUGUUUGGCAGAUGUUAACCAGAAUCAGAGGUCCCAGCUCAAACAGCUACAGAAGGAAAAUUCAAUGAACAUGAAAUCAAUAUCAAUAGCUGUGAGACACAGCAAUGCACAGACGCUGUUUGAUCCGUUCAAAAAACUCACGGGAGGAAAGGUGACAUUCUCCAAGAGUAGAAGUAGUGAUGUUUCUCAUUCUGUAAGGGGUUUUGGUUUCUUAUGUUUGCUAUUGCAAACAUUGAUUUCUGCUUUUUACAAUUUUUUUUUACAACU
This is a messenger RNA of Phasianus colchicus (ring-necked pheasant), 7839 nucleotides long. Lineage: Eukaryota; Metazoa; Chordata; Aves; Galliformes; Phasianidae. The record is from RefSeq and is a predicted model, not a curated record.